AUAGGAGAAGCAUUACAUGGUUACACCACUACAGGCAUGUGAGAAGGAUAUCAAAACUGCAUAACACAUCAUUUAAACAUCCUUGUGACUUUUAAGCUAUGUACAUGUUGAAUGUUUCCAUGUUUUGUAGUCAGAAUUCACCUGAAAGAAGUGGACAGUUGAAGCGUGCUGAUCAUUCUGUGCUAUGCAAUUACUUUGCCAUAUUUUAGCUACUGUUUGUAACAUAACAGUUUUUACAAUAACAGUACUAAGGAAAAGGGGCGGGUGUUUAUUUUCCCUUCAUUUUCAUAUCAAUGAUAAGAGUACAGUAACAUAUUUUAUUCCAAACACUGACUCACAGUAAGCAGCAUCAUGAUGGAACGGAUCUGGAUGGUUGUUUUCUUUCUCACAGACUGGAACACCUCCUUGUGCCUUCCAGGUCAGUACCACUUUGUUGCUAAUUCAACGACUUGGGACGAAGCGAGGCGCCACUGCAGAGAGACAUUCAAGGACCUGGCCACCAUUCAAAGCGCUGAAGACGUAAACCAACUGGUCAACACAGCGUCAUCUUUCGGCUACAACAAUGAGGUGUGGAUCGGCCUGUUCAGUGUAAUCGACUGGAGGUGGUCAGACGGCAGCAACGGUAGUGGAUGGGAAUAUAGGAACUGGGAAAACCUUUUGGAUAAUGAGCCAGACUUUUACUCUUUUCGUCAAUUCUGUGUGAACGUUGGAGACAAGGGGAGGUGGUGGGACGAUGUUUGCAGCAUACACUACCCAUUUAUCUGCUACAGGGGGGACCAGCUGGAUCCCGAGUAUGUCAUUGUGAACCUAGAAAUGAGUUGGUCCGAUGCUCAGACGUACUGCAGAGAGAAGUUCAUAGACCUGGCCACCGUGAGGAACGAGACAGAGAACAACAAAAUCCAGCGCUUGGUGCCCGUGGGAAACUGGGCAUGGAUCGGUUUGUUCAGAGAUCCUAACAUUUACUGGUCCAGUGGGAGUAACUAUUUAAAUACCUCAUUCAGCUUCUGGGGCACAUCUACAACCGACAUGGGCUCGAUGACCCGGAUGUGUGGUCUUGCAGAUUUGCAAUUAUCAGGAGGAUGGAGGCUGACAUCUUGUGCAAGUAGAUUACCAUUUGUCUGCCACGACAUCCCAGUCAUGAGGCGCAUAGUGAAGCUGAGGAUAAAGCCAGAGGUUCCCUCUUUGGAAUUGAAUGACCCUGCUGUGAAUGCAAACAUCCUGAAAAAACUCCAGGACAGACUGAAGGAAAACGGAGUGAGUGGAGUCAGGCUAAGCUGGAGGGAGCAGCCUGAUGGGAAAGUCUUCCACCAGGAGGGAAAACAAUCACAGAAGAAACCAGGAACAAAAACUGAGCUGUGAAAUAGUUCAGCGUUACUUCUGUUUAUAAGUUCAUUGCUGUUUUUCUAUACGGCCACAUAUAACACAAGUGGUUUAACUAGAUGGUAAAAGAGAAAUUUUUUCUAAAUCACACAUAUGAUACAUUAUUAACCACUGAUCAGUUUCUAUAAUAACUGGCAAAGUUGACAAAAACACACAUAAUAUCCAUAUAAUCAUUUCCAGUUGACAAUGAUCCUUGUAAUUUUUUUUAUUUUGGGCAAGACUACGAGUCCAGUGAGGCUGACGAUGUUUCAUUUCAUUUCAAAUUUAAAAAAAUUGUCAGAAUGUUUUUCUUUUUCAGGAAACUGAUGACAAAAAUAUAACUAUAUAAAUAGUCAUCACUGUGUUAUUGUAUCUUUGGAAUUACGUAUGUACCAAACGGCCAAUUAGGGGCAUCACUUUAAAAGCACCUGCCGCCAUGGCCUCAUUCCCCUUUGGUCCUGUGCUGUAGAGGUAUGUUUGCAUGAUGUGUUGGUGUUAAAUUAUGUUUUGCAUGCUAACUGAAUUCCCCUUUUGUCCUGUGUGUGAGAGAGAGAGAGAUAGAGAGAGAGAGAGAGAGAGAGAGAGAGAGAGAGAGAGAGAGAGAGAGAGAGAGAGAGAGAGAGAGAGAGGGGGAAAUGCUGUUUUGCAAUUGUAUAUUUUGUAAUCUUAUGUUUUCUUUAAUUUACUUUCUGCUGUGGUUUUCCUCAGUUGUUUUGUUUGCCAUGUUGCCUUUGCUGUGUUAAGUCUUGCCUGCUUUUUAUAAUCUUAAACCAGUUUUUAGUGAUUUGUGCUUACCUUGGUUUUAUUGUUCCCUCCAAUAAAACCAUUUUCUUAAUUACAGCAAACAUGUUUCUGCCUUAUCCACAGGGACUCAUUUGCGUGCCGUGGGUAUUUAAAUCUGAAAUCUGCAUUUCUCGGGGUGUAAGUUCCCAGGUGGUGUUGUUGGUAUCUUCCCCUAAAGCCCUGUCAUCCCACACUUCAAAUCCCGCAGUCAAACUUAAGCUAAAUACUGCUCUCUUGUGUUUGCAUUGGUAUAUUGCUUUAAACGACUGCACUAAAAGGAUUCAUAAAUGUCUCAUUCAAAUCGCCAAAACAUUAGAUUUUGUUAUUGCCAUGAAUAAAUGUUGGAUUAGUGUU
Gasterosteus aculeatus aculeatus (three-spined stickleback) is the source of this 2496-nucleotide messenger RNA. Its product is annotated as putative C-type lectin domain family 20 member A. The record is from RefSeq and is a predicted model, not a curated record. NCBI's taxonomy places the organism in Eukaryota, Metazoa, Chordata, Actinopteri, Perciformes, Gasterosteidae.